CUAUUUACUAAACUUGUUUCAAUUUUUAUUUAGGCUGUCUAGCCUCUUAGUAAUAUUUACAUCAUCUUUGAAAAACAUUUUACAAUCCGAUUAAACAAUUACCUUGCAAUUAACUAUAAUUUUUCUAACGAUUGUUUGUGUAGGUUAGUAAAUUUCUUAUGUUUACUAUAAAAUUUUUACAAAAAAAUAAUUAAGAUAUGGCUACUAGAUGUAUAAACUACAUUAGGAAUAUAAAAACUAAAACUGGCUAUAUUUAUAUUAUACGAAACAACUCAAUUACAACACCAAAUCUUAUUAGACAGUCAUCCAACCUCAAAGAGUUUAAAACAGAAAACGAAAUCACAUAUUUAGAAGACCCCAACACUUUUGGAACUCUUUCAAGAACUCUAAUAAAUAAUGAUAAGAUGACAGAUGAGGGGGAUAUUCAAGAAGAUAACUUUCAAACUUACCAUCCAUUGCCUUCCCAAAAAAUGACUACCAAACAGUAUGCUGAUCUUAUCAAACAACAUUUGAAGUAUAAACAAGUCAAAGAAGCAAUUGAUGUAUUAGAAAUAAGGAUGCUAAAAGAAGACAAAGUUCAGCCAGAAAACUAUAUAUAUAAUAUUCUAAUUGGUGCUUGUGCAGAUGUUGGCUAUACAAAAAAGGCCUUUAAAUUAUACAAUGACAUGAAAAGGAGAGCUUUAAAGCCAACAGGAGAUACCUACACCUGUUUAUUUGAGGCUUGUAUGAAAAGUCCUUGGAAAGAAAAUGGACUAAAACUGGCCACUCAUUUAAGAAAUCUUAUGAUUGAAAAAGGUAUAGAACCCAACCUUACUAACUACAAUGUAAUGAUAAAAACUUUUGGAAGAUGUGGAGAUUUACAAACAGCAUUUAAAUUAAUUGAUGAAAUGAUCUCAAAAAAAAUCAAAAUAAGAGUUCAUACAUUCAAUCAUUUGCUUCACGCAUGUAUUUCUGAUGAACAGUCAGGUUUGCGACAUGCUCUCAUUGUGUGGAGAAAAAUGUUAAAUGCAAGGGAAAAACCUAAUCUAUACUCAUUUAAUUUAAUGCUUAAAUGUGUUAAAGAUUGUAAAUUAGGAACCAAUGAAAAUAUAAAUGAGUUGAUUGGUGUCAUAAGAGAACUGUCAGUUUUAAGCAAUAAUAAUAUUUUACAUGUAGAUAGUAAAAGUAAAUUAAUUUCGAAUCAAGAAUUAUUACCAUCUUCCACUGAUUCUAAUAAAAAAAAAUUACCAAACGACAAUGUUGAAAAAUAUGAGUCAGAACAGAGACAAAUAGAUAUGAGUUUAACAACUCAUGUAAAUACAAAUUUAAUAAAAAAUGAUGAUGAUAAUCAAAUGAAUUUAAAUGUAAUAGAACCAAAGCAAAUGCAGACAGUACAAAAAAGAUUAGUACCUAAUUUAUUAUCAAGAACACUUCAAUUUGAGAAUGUUCAUGGAUUAAAAAAUGUUGUUAAAGUCCAAGAUAGAUUUGCACUUGUUGGUGGACAGGAUGAUUUCUUAAAAGAAAUGGAAGCAUAUUUAGUCAAACCAGAUAUUAAAACAUUCACACAAAUGAUAAUGGUGAUUGAUGACACUGCAGAAGCAGAAGAUAAAUUACUCAGUACCAUUAAUUCAUUAGGUUUAAGAACUGAUAUAAGUUUCUACAAUAUGCUAAUAAAAAAACGCUGCUUAAGACUGGACUAUGACAGUGCAAAUGCUGUCAAAAAUUUGAUUAAAGAAUAUAGAAAAAAUUGCAAAAAACAUCCAUGGAAUAAAAAAUAUCAAAUUAAAGAAAACCUAAUUACUUAUGGAGUUUUAGCAAUGGCCUGUCCAAGCAAGGAAGAUGGAGAAAAGCUUUUGAAUGAGAUGAAGGAGAAAAAGUUAAAAGUCAAUAUAGAAAUACUUAGUACUUUAUUAAAGCAUGGCACAACAAGAAUACAAUUUGGAUAUAUUUUAUAUAUUAUGAAUAUUGUGAUAGAAGAGAAAUUGAGAGUGAAUGAUAUAUUUCUCAAACGUUUGGAGGAUUUCAAUGAAAAGUGCUCAAAACUAAGCAAUCAGAAAAAGGAAUCUGUUUUACAUAAAGCUUAUAGCAGUUUCAGUAAAAGGUAUAAAGACUGGCUAAAAGAAAUUAAUAUUGAAGAAGGAUUAAAAUCAGAGCACCCAUGGCAACAAUUUCAAGAAAGUCAUCCUAAGCCGGUUCAAAAGGAAAAUAUUGAAAUAAAAGAACCUAAAAGAACAUAUAAAAGAAAUCGAAAAUAUGUACAUUACGUACCAAAACUAUAAUAAGAUAUAAUAAUAUGUUAAUAUCUAAGAAGUGUAAUAAAUUAAGAAAAACAUAA
This is a messenger RNA of Leptidea sinapis, 2314 nucleotides long. RefSeq names its product pentatricopeptide repeat-containing protein 1, mitochondrial. The coding region runs from base 198 to 2258 and encodes 686 amino acids. The record is from RefSeq and is a predicted model, not a curated record. The transcript has 4 exons. Lineage: Eukaryota; Metazoa; Arthropoda; Insecta; Lepidoptera; Pieridae. Gene Ontology annotation, molecular function: protein binding; tRNA binding. Gene Ontology annotation, biological process: tRNA 3'-end processing. Gene Ontology annotation, cellular component: mitochondrial matrix.